Guillardia theta CCMP2712 is the source of this 921-nucleotide messenger RNA. RefSeq lists its product as hypothetical. NCBI's taxonomy places the organism in Eukaryota, Cryptophyceae, Pyrenomonadales, Geminigeraceae. The transcript has a single exon. The annotation marks the transcript as partial. The record is from RefSeq and is a predicted model, not a curated record.
AUGCAAGGGGAGCACGGUACAUGGCUAUCGUCAGGCCUGCAGCUGGGCAUCGGGUACGUGGUGCUGGCAGAGCUGCUGGGGAUAGAGGAGGUCUCCCAGCCUCCUCACGGCUCCUGCCUUGCUCGCCCUGGACGCUACUGCUCCUAUCAGAACUUCAACCACGAUGUCUGUGAUGCUGGUUACUUCUGUGAAGGAGGAAAUGCGAGGCCCACGCCCUGCCCCGAAGGUUUCUUCUGUGCUGCAGGAGCUCAUUCUCCGGCCAAGUGCCCCCAGGGUCACUACUGCGAGAAGCAGGCCAAGGCCCCAGUUCGCUGCCCUCCAGGCUUCCAUUGCCCAGAUCCCAAUGGAGGACAAGCAAAACCAACGCCCUGCCAGGAGGGCUUCUUCUGCGAGGGCUAUACGAGCAAGCAGCAGGCUUGCCCAGCAGGGUUCUACUGCGAGAAGCAGGCCAAGGCUCCGGUCAGAUGCCCUCCAGGCUUCCAUUGCCCAGCUCAGUCAAGCAAGCCCACGCCCUGCCCCGAAGGUUUCUUCUGUGCUGCAGGAGCUCAUUCUCCGGCCAAGUGCCCCCAGGGUCACUACUGCGAGAAGCAGGCCAAGGCCCCGGUCAGAUGCCCUCCAGGCUUCCAUUGCCCAGCUCAGUCAAGCAAGCCCACGCCCUGCCAGGAGGGCUUCUUCUGCGAGGGCUAUACGAGCAAGCAGCAGGCUUGCCCAGCAGGGUUCUACUGCGAGAAGCAGGCCAAGGCUCCGGUCAGAUGCCCUCCAGGCUUCCACUGCCCAGCUCAGUCAAGCAAGCCCACGCCCUGCCCCGAAGGUUUCUUCUGUGCUGCAGGAGCUCAUUCUCCGGCCAAGUGCCCCCAGGGUCACUACUGCGAGAAGCAGGCCAAGGCCCCGGUCAGAUGCCCUCCAGGCUUCCAUUGCCCA